Messenger RNA from Bursaphelenchus xylophilus (pine wood nematode), 2179 nucleotides. NCBI's taxonomy places the organism in Eukaryota, Metazoa, Nematoda, Chromadorea, Rhabditida, Aphelenchoididae. The record is from the annotation of a GenBank genome assembly.
AUGAGUGCCGAAGAGGGUGAUAAGAAGCUAAGCAAGAAGUAAGUAUCACCACAAUGAUUGGGUUUUCACGCCGCUUUAUAGUCCGAUCUCCUGUUCUCCGGAGCUGGGUUAUUAAUCGAGAUUUUAGGUUAGUUGGGAUUUAAAUUAGGGCAGUCACUCACCAAUCGCUUAUUUUCACUGCUAAUUUUCAGCGAACAAAAACGGCUAGCUAAACAGGCUCAAAAGGCCAAGGAGAAGGCUGAAAAAGAUGCAGCUAAGGCCGCCAAUCCAGUCCAGUCUAAGAAGAACGAUAAAGUGAAAGAUGCCGAUCCGUCUGAUCCUCAGGAGUACUUUAACAUGCGGGUACGUAUGAUUAACGAACGUCGUGAGGCUGGUGAGGAACCAUUUCCGCACAAGUUCAAUGUUUCUAUCUCCCUCAAGGAGUUCACUGAAAAAUAUGCUUAUCUGAAGGAUAACCAAGUGCUAGAAGAUGUUACUGUCAGCAUUGCUGGUAUGUUUUUUUUUAUAAUUCUUACCUCUCUUUAGGCCGUAUCUUCUCCAAACGUGAGGCCGGUGCCAAACUCAUAUUUUAUGAUCUUCAUGGAGAAUGCACGCGACUUCAAGUGAUGGCCAACGCCAAGUAUCACAAAGAGGGCGAAGAAUCAUUCGCCAAGAUUCAUGAUCGAAUCAAAAGAGGCGAUAUUAUUGGAUUUGUGGGUCACCCAACUAGAUCUGCUCGUGGGGAGUUGAGUUUGGUUCCGACGGAAGUAGUCCAGCUGACUCCAUGUCUCCACAUGCUUCCACAUACUCAUUUCGGCCUUAAGAAUCAAGAGACUCGGUAUGACUUCAAUACCAAUUUGGUAAUUAAGUAUAAUUCAGAUACCGUAUGCGUUACCUUGAUCUGAUUAUGAAUCCCGAUGUGAGAAACAAGUUCAUCAUCAGGGCUAAGAUCAUCUCUUUCGUUCGAAAAUAUCUUGACAACCUCGGGUUCUUGGAAGUGGAGACUCCAAUCAUGAAUCAGAUUGCUGGUGGAGCGACUGCUAAGCCUUUCAUAACCCAUCACAAUGAUCUGAACAUGGAUCUUUUCUUGAGAGUUGCUCCGGAGUUGUAUCACAAGGUAAGAACCUUUCUUUCUAAAGUAUGUCUUGUUUAGAUGUUGGUAGUUGGAGGAUUAGACCGUGUGUAUGAGAUUGGACGUUUGUUCAGAAAUGAGGGCAUUGACAUGACUCACAACCCCGAGUUUACUUCGUGUGAAUUCUACAUGGCUUAUGCUGACUAUGAAGAUCUGAUUAAACUGACCGAAGACCUUGUCUCGAGUAAGUGUCUUUUAAAUUUAAAUUCGUGUUAUAGAAAUGGUGUACACCAUUCACGGCACCUACAAACUCCCAUAUCAUCCGAAUGGACCAGGAUCUGAGCCUACUUUGGAGGUGGACUUCACUCCUCCGUUCAAGAGAGUCCACAUUUAUGAUGACCUCGAGGCUAAACUCGGAGUCAAACUGCCGCCUCCGGAAACUCUCCAUACUGAAGGUAUGUUUGUUUAUAGUACUUUCUGUUUGUCUUAUAGAUCUUAUUAUUAUUAUUAUUAUAUUGGUUUAGAAGCACGAAACAAAUUGGAUGAGAUUGCUCGUUCCAAGAAUGUAGAUUGUCCUGCUCCACGGACGGUGGCACGAUUGCUGGAUAAAAUGGUUGGGGAAUUCCUGGAGAGUACAUUCCUGAAUCCCACUUUCCUGGUGGGUCAUCCUCAAGUCAUGUCCCCUCUGGCUAAAUGGCAUCGCAGCAGAAAAGGGCUCACAGAGCGGUUUGAAUUGUUCGCCGUUCACAAAGAAAUCGCUAAUGCAUACACCGAAUUGAAUGACGCAAUCACUCAGAAGGAACGGUUCGAACAACAAGCCAAAGACAAGGCUGCUGGUGAUGACGAAGCUCAACUUAUUGACGAAAACUUUGUCACCGCUUUGCAAUAUGGUCUUCCACCAACGGCCGGUUGGGGAAUGGGAAUCGAUCGAUUAACCAUGCUUCUAACUGAUAGUAACAACAUCAAGGUAAGACCUAAGAAUUGGUUUAGCCGUAACGUUUACCGUGUUUAAUAAUUGUUUGCUGACAACGUCACUUUCAGGAGGUACUCCUCUUCCCAGCCAUGCGCCCUGAAGAACAAAAGACGACGCCUCAGAGUUUGGCCUCCGAUGAACCAGCCCAAUCCUAA